This is a messenger RNA of Coffea eugenioides, 1490 nucleotides long. RefSeq names its product phosphoenolpyruvate/phosphate translocator 2, chloroplastic-like. Gene Ontology annotation, cellular component: membrane; Golgi apparatus. The transcript is spliced from 9 exons. The coding region runs from base 216 to 1484 and encodes 422 amino acids. The record is from RefSeq and is a predicted model, not a curated record. Gene Ontology annotation, molecular function: antiporter activity. Lineage: Eukaryota; Viridiplantae; Streptophyta; Magnoliopsida; Gentianales; Rubiaceae. Gene Ontology annotation, biological process: transmembrane transport.
GAAGCGUGUUUGCUUGGCCGUCUUUUUUCCCCACUGCCUCGGAAAAAUUUUUAGCCGCCAAUGACUAAAUUUUUUAGCCACCAUACGAGUACGUCGCGGAAAGGCUAGUGUGCAUUGUUAAUCAGAAUUCAAGUACACUGGCGGUAUUGCUUGGCAGUUCUUGAAUUGGCACUUCCCCUCCGGCCUCCACUCCACGGGGAUCUAAAUUCCCUGAGAUGGCGAGCUGCCAUCUGCUACGACUCUCGGUUGUCUCUACUUCCACAAGACCUUCAAAACUCAAGCACGAAAUCUUCAACAGCAGAAGAAUCAACCCAGCUGCGAGAUACCACUGCCACUCCUCUCUGUCUCUGAAUCUAAAAUCAACAUCUUUCCACUGCGACCGCAAACUCCAGAAGAGGACUACUUUCCUACUGAACUCUGCUUUAGGAUUAGGCGGCUCCAAUACAAGAACCCAUUUCUCAUUUUCUGCAGCAAAUAAAACCUCGUGCCAUGUCAAGCUCAGAGCCACAGCAGUUCCUGAUAAUAAUGCGGGCGAGUCCGCCAAGCCGAAUGAGCUGCUGAAGACUUUGCAGCUCGGGGUGAUGUUCGUAGUCUGGUACUCGUUGAAUAUAUACUUCAACAUUUUCAACAAGCAGGUUUUGAAGGUAUUUCCACACCCAACAACAGUUUCAGCAUUCCAAUUUGGUUGCGGAACCAUGCUUGUACUCUUUAUGUGGGCACUGAAUCUCCAUAAAAGGCCGACGAUCAACAGAUCUCAGUUUGAAGCAAUAUUCUUGCUGGCUGCGGGGCACACUGUGGGGAACCUCCUAACCAACAUCAGUCUUGGAAAAGUAGCGGUUUCUUUCACUCAUACCAUCAAAGCCAUGGAGCCUUUCUUCACUGUACUUCUUUCUGUCCUCUUUCUUGGCGAGCGGCCAUCUGUCUGGGUAGUUGCUUCCCUGGUGCCUAUAGUUGGAGGAGUGGCAUUGGCAUCAUUCACGGAGACAUCUUUUAAUUGGAUAGGCUUUGGGAGCGCAAUGGCCUCCAAUCUGACCAAUCAAUCACGUAAUGUCUACAGCAAAAAGGUCAUGGUAAAGGAGGACGCUUUGGACAAUAUCAAUCUCUUCUCUGUCAUGACUAUCACUUCAUUUAUCCUUCUGGUACCCAUUACUGUUUUGAUUGACGGGAUCAAGCUUAGUCCAUCGUACCUUCAAUAUGCUGCGAGUCAGGGCUUGAAUGUUAGAGAAUUUCUGGUGAGAUCUCUGUUAGCUGGUUUCUGCUUCCACAGUUACCAACAGAUUUCUUACAUGAUACUUCAAAUGGUGUCACCAGUGACUCAUUCAGUAGGCAACUGUGUGAAGCGGGUUGUGGUCAUUGUGUCCUCAAUGAUCUUCUUCCAGACAUCUGUCUCAACAAUAAACGCCCUUGGAACUGGUAUUGCUCUUGCUGGAGUCUUUCUAUAUUCAAGGGCAAAGCGAAUAAAACCAACGCCUAAGGUCGCAUGAAGUAUU